AUGGCCAGACAAGAAGGGAAGCUGCUGGUUAAUUUGAAAACUAACUAUGCUGAUGUGGUGGUAGAUAUCGAGAAGAUAGGAAGGAGUUUCAAAAAGAAGACCAGAGAGAAGACUGAAAAGAAGAAAGAAGAGAAGAAGUCCUCUGUCAGUCGGCAAAAACUACAAAAGGAGCUUCCUAUAGCAGUUUGUGCAUUGCUGAAUUCAGGGGGAGGAAUAGUGAGGAUGGAGACUGAAGACAAUUACAGCUUCAAGAAACAUGGUGUUGGUGAGGACAUAGAGGACAGAUUUAAGUUCAUAGACCGCACCGAGUUCAGCGACUACUUCACGUGGAUGCAGCAGCGGAAUCACUUGCUGCUUUUUGUUAAAACAUGGAGCUGUGGAGGCCUAGAGCAGGAGACUGGGACCACGAAGGCACGCAUCUGUAGCCUGAGUACUGGUUUAUUCCUUCGGUCCAACACUUCAGUUUUAUCUCUGACUUCAGGGCAGGCCGCUGAAUUUUUGAGGAAAAGAUGUGACAGGGAGAGGGAUGAGAAUGGGCCAAGUGCUAAGAGACGUCAGAGGAAUUUUGAUGGGGGAGCAAGGGACACCACUUGGACCAUCGAGGAGCACAACAUCCAAGAUGCUGUGGGCAAGUUUUUAGAGAGAGAGGAACUGAAGUUUGGGGAGGUCCUGGAUUUCACAGAGACAAAGCAUAUCGAAUUUAAGAACUUUGCCACGGAGAGCAUCUUCAAACGCAUGAAGGAAGCCCUCCCAAAAUACAUCUCUGCCUUUGCAAACACUGAUGGUGGGUAUUUAAUUUUUGGAGUGGAUGACAACAGCACUGUUGUUGGAUGCCUUCCUGGAGUGGAGAAAGAAGCUUUAGAAAGCACGGUGGCUAGUACCGUGGCCUCGAUGCGCGUCCAUCACUUCUGUGGCUCUCGGGCUGGCGUGCAGUUUGAAACCCACGUCCUGCGUGUUCGUGGGCACGCAGAGAGCUCGUACGUGUGUGCUGUGCGAGUUGAGCCCUUUUGCUGUGCUGUUUUUGGUGGUCAGCCUGAGUCCUGGAUGGUGGCAGGUGAAGAGAUCGAAGAACUGAGCGUCGAGAGAUGGACGGAGCUCAUGACGGCUGCAGACCCAGAUCUUUCACGUCUGGCUGAUAAAUUUGAGAAUGAGCUCAGCUUGGCAAACAGUCCUCCUCUUAUCAGGCCAGUUUAUUCAAAAGCUGGACUCCCAUGUGUGGCUGAACUCCAAAAAAGCCUCUACCCAGUGGGCUCUAACGAAAUCAAAUGGAUGCCAGAAACCAUCUGCACCGAGCUGUUCUCAGAGUAUCCUGGAUUACAGGACUUAAUGAAAAAUCAGAUCAGUCCCCUUAACAAGGGGGUGCUGGUAUUUUCAAGGAGCUGGGCUGUUGAGAUUGGAUUGCAGAAAACCCAGGAUGUGGUGUGUGAUGCUCUCUUAGUAGCAGAAAAUGAGACGCCACUGUUGUACACCGUGGUGAGGGAUGGCUCUCGCGCUGCAUGGGAAUACUCCAGAGGCACUGCUCGUGCAUUAAAGCAGAAACUAGUCAACGAUGGGGGAUGUGCUAUAAAGCUGUGUGUGAUUCCCCAAGUACUGCACCUGCAGGACACAGAAGAUCAGAUGGAACUGCAUUGUUACUCCAACAUGUACCCAGAGGAUUACAUCCUCACCUCCAGGGACAUCCCUGCCCUCCUGCGUGCACUUGUGAUCGUUGUGCUGCGCUUCAAGUCCUACUUAAGUGACUGGUUUGGCUGUGAGAUUUUCAGCCUUCUCACUCUCAAACAGUAUGAGCUGCUCUCCAAGAACCUGGACAAAACCAAGAACCUGUUUGUCUUUGGUCUUCCUGGAACAGGGAAAACAAUUGUGGCUAUGAAGAUCAUUGAGAGAAUAAGAAACAUUUAUCAGUGUCAUCCAUGGGAGAUUCUCUACAUCUGUGAAAAUACUCCCUUGAAAAAAUUCGUGGGAAAUGAGAUCUGCCAGUCUGUGACACGAACUGCCUUCGUAAUGAAGACCUUCUCAGAAGUGAAGCACAUCGUGGUCGAUGAGGCUCAGAAUUUUCGUCCUGAAGAAGACUGGUACCGCAAGGCCCAGGAGCUGGUCAAGGACAACAAAGGCAUCCUCUGGGUCUUCAUGGACUUCUUCCAGCUCACUCACACAUCUAGUUGCGGUCUUAGCUUUGAAAAGCUGUAUCCCCAGGAAUGGUUGACCACAGUCGUUCGCAAUGCCGGGCAAAUAUACAGCGUCAUGCUUGAGCAGAUGGAGAAAAUCCUCCAAGAGCGUAAGAACGAGGACAUAAUGCCCUAUGAGGUGCUGGAAAAGCUGUUUGAUAAGGCUGAAUGUGCCCAUCCCCUGCCAGGGAGCUACACAGAAAGAGAAGAUAUGGAGACAUCUGCAAUGUUAGAAUAUGUGAGCCAGCAGUGCCACAGCUACAUCCAGCGAGGCCAUCCCAUGAAAGACAUCGCGGUCCUGUGCAGCACUCGCGAUGCGGCCCAGAAGUUCAGGGAGAUGUUGGAAUGUGAGCUAGACAGACGAAAGAGGAAGUAUAGGGUGAAGUUGGUCUUCAGUGAAGCAGAGAGUGGUUUAGAUGAUGCCAUUGUUAUUGACAGCAUCCGACGCUUCUCAGGCCUGGAGAGGAGGAUUGUGUUUGGCAUCCACCCUGUCCCUGCGCAGGAGGAGAUCUCUCGCAACCUCUUGCUCUGCCUGGUGUCCCGAGCCAACACCAAACUCCAUGUGCUGUAUCACAAAGAUCUUGCAUUCUUGAGUGAUAGUUGCCCCUUACCCAGGGUUGAGGAUGCUAGAAUGCUUCACUCAUAUUUUAGUUAG
Messenger RNA from Dryobates pubescens (Downy woodpecker), 2820 nucleotides. RefSeq names its product schlafen family member 13. The record is from RefSeq and is a predicted model, not a curated record. NCBI's taxonomy places the organism in Eukaryota, Metazoa, Chordata, Aves, Piciformes, Picidae. The coding region runs from base 1 to 2820 and encodes 939 amino acids. The transcript has 5 exons.